AUGACGCGGGAUUGGUGGGAUUUUCCACCCUCGAACCUGGGCAGCGAGCACUUCGAACUUUCCAAAGCUCUUCUCAAUGUUUGGCCUUGGUAUUCGAGCACGGGAAUGACUCGCUCCGGAUCUCCCUCUUCUCAUGCAGAGAUUAUUAGGGGUGGAGAACAAGUGAUGGCGCUUAUCUGA
Molecule: messenger RNA, 180 nt
Organism: Laccaria bicolor S238N-H82
Lineage: Eukaryota; Fungi; Basidiomycota; Agaricomycetes; Agaricales; Hydnangiaceae
Exons: 1
Coding region: 1-180 (59 amino acids)
Source: RefSeq, a predicted model, not a curated record